GGAAAAGAAGAAGAUGAAAAUUCCGUGCGUUCUCCAACAACGUAACAAAAAAGCGUAUUCCGCGGUGAGGAGAGAACUGUGAAACUGCAGCUAUUAUACGCGCUACGAAUCCGGUCGUUCGGUCGCUAAACAGUGUUCGGCAGUUAAACAAUAGACGGCAACGAGAGGAACCAGUGUUUGCCAAAUUUCGUCAUCCCUCUUCGCGCGAAAACGAGUGCGUGCGUGAUUCAUUUUGCUUCUUGGUGAAGUUUGACCCCGUCGUUGCUUCCAAAUUGAACCGUACCAGCCGUUCGCGGUGAGGUUCGGUUGCGGGGCUCCAAUUACAUAAGUUCUUCUUCAACCUGAAGCCCGCUGGCCACGGAAGUGGCCGCCUGCGUGCCUGCGUGCGUGCGUGCGUGCGUGUGUUUGCCGUGCAGUGGAGAUCGUUACCGGAGAAUUCCGUUUCAGUGAUCCGCAGUUGUAGAAGCACCGUGAUGAAGGUUUCGUCGGGGCCGUCGCUUACAUCGCAAUAAAAGAGAAAUUUGUCACUGGCCAAAACCUCCUCCCGCCAGAAGCUGAAGUGUGGUGGUGUGGCGAUUGCGACGAUAGCUAAUUGACGCUGUAUUCGUUGUGUCUCCGCGGCCCAGCAGCGCAGAUUUUGCGACGUAGCGAGUACGCGGUUCGCUCGCGCCAAAUGCAACCGCGACCAGGGUCGGCACCAGCAUGUUACGGGAACUGAUUGCCUGGGUACUGAACAACUACCUCGGGAAGUAUGUGGAAAACCUCAACACCGCUCAGCUGACGAUUGCUCUGCUUUCGGGACAAGUGGAGCUGGAAAAUUUACCACUGCGGAAGGAUGCAUUACGCCACUUCGGACUACCACUACAGAUCGUUAGCGGUACGAUCGGUAAGGUGAAGCUAACCGUGCCCGUGCGUGCCUUUCGGACCGCCUCCUGGUGUUUGUACAUCGACAACGUGAACGUGACCUGCGGCCCGAUCGAUCUCGAGCAGGACUGGAACGCCGAAGCGGAGCAGCAGACUGAGCUCGAUUUUAAAGUCGCCGCACUCGACCGGCUCGAGGCGAAAUGGCGUGCCCAGCGCGAAACACCCGUCACCGAGGGGAGCUACUAUGCGUCGUCCUACUCCGGGUGGCUCAACUACGGUACCUCGCUCGUUACGAACAUCGUCGAAAACCUGCAGCUCACCGUUAACGGUAUCCACAUACGGUACGAGGAUGGUCUAACUAUCCCUAGGCAGCGGUUCGCCUGUGGCAUCCAAAUAGAGGCUCUGUCGGCGCAAAGCUGUGAUGAACAGUGGGUGCCGGGUUCGCGAGGCACACCUAACUAUGCCUGGGCGGCCCAGCAGCUUACCUAUAAGCUGGUCGAGUUGAGCAACUUCUCCGUCUAUUGGGAUCCGCGGGCGGCCGACGAUGGAACCUCCACCGUGCACAUUAUCAGUCCGAUUAGCGUGCGGGCACAGCUACAGCGGGAUCGCAGCGAAACCCCGCUUCGGACCCGCAGCCGGCCACGCCUUGUCUGUGACCUCAUCUGGGAUGAGAUCAAAAUAGUGCUGAGUGAUAUACAGUAUAAUCAGAUGAUGCAGUGUGUCCGGGGUCUCGACGAUAUAGCACGGUAUCGAAGGUUUAAGCUGAUGCGACCAGCAACGGCGAUCGGUGCUGGAACAGGGGCGGCACGUUCUUGGUGGCGUUACGCAGUACGAUGCCAUGGUUUGUGUCAUCAUUUGGGAGCGGAUCCGUUCGAGAUCGCUCACGAAAACAUGCAAUACAUACGCAUCUACAAACGGGUCGUCGCGAACCCGAACGAGGUACUGUCAAGUGCGGACAAACAGUUUAAGGAUCGAUUAGAACGUGAGCGAACGUUCGACGAGCUGAGACUGCUAAGGGACAUUUGCAUGGCCCAGAUGGCACCGGCAUUGGUAAAGUCACCAAUCGGUGCGAGUGCUAGUGCCGGUAGCGGUGCAGCGAGUGGAACGAAUCAAGGGAAGACACUUCUAGUGCACUUCUUCCCCCAGUGGUGGGGAUGGUAUAGCAGCAAUAAUAAUAAUAAUAAUAAUAACAAUAGCAAUGACGGUACGCCUCCGGGAGCGGGCGAAGAAGAUCUAGCGGUACUCGGUGCACUGCCUACGGAUGACCAACAGUCAGGAGGAGAAACUGGAGGAACCACUGGUUUCUGGGGCCAAGAGGAGCUUAGUCAAGGUGGGACCAAUUUCGAGGACGAAAUACUGAACGCGUUGGCCGGUUCGGUAGAGUCGAACUCGUUGCUGAAGCGGGAUGCUGUGUUUGGGAAGUUUAAGUUCAUCCUGAAGCGUGGAACGAUCGAUUUCUGCAGCGCUCUCGAGAUGACACCAAAGCUGCAGUUUUUGUUCCAGGAUUUGAAGAUGGAUGUGGAAUCACGACCGCGUAGCGGGUCGCAUUAUGUUGGUCUAUCGCUCGGAUCGAUCUUGGUUAAGGAUCGGCUAACGGUAAACUCACAGUUUCCGGAUUUGGUGAAACCACAGCAAAAGGAUGAAGGAGUGUUGCUAGUGCAAACGACAUCGUCAGCGAUGGUGAACGUGAAAUCGUCUACCACGGGUACACCACUAGCCGCUCCGGGUACCGUAUCGUCUACUGGUGGACGAAGAUCAAUGGGAGCAUCGGAUGCGCCGAUGGUGGAACCCCUAUUUCAGCUCCAGUAUGAACGGAAACCCCUGUCCUACGACACCGACUGUCGGUUGAUGGUAAAAUCGAAAUCCCUCGACAUUGUUUACAACAUGGAAGCUGCUCGGUGGCUGGUGGACUUUCUAGCAAAGCCCCAUCAACAAUACGAUGCCCGUCGCCGGCUGGAGGACAUGAAAAACAAAACGAAACAGGAGCUAAUGCGUAACUGGAACUACAUCAUCGAGGGUCAUCUGAGCGAGCGGACGACGUGGACGCUAGAGUUCGAUAUCAGCGCACCGCAAAUCAUCUUUGUUGACAAUUUUAGCGAUCGCAUCAACAGUACGAUCAUUGUGGUGGAUUUUGGUCGUUUGCAGCUUACGAACGGUGGGAGACAAGGACUUUCACCAGCACCGGGUGGUGUGAGUACCACUGGAACGGCAUCCGGUACGAAUGGGCAACGAGGGAGUGCCUAUGCUGGUGGUGGAGGGGCAGGUACGGGAGGACGUGCUGUUCAAAAGUCACCCGAUCAGACAGAAAAUGAUGAGGAUGAUGCAUUUAUGACACCCUGCUCAACGCCACCGGGUUCGGAGGCGAGUACCACAGACUCGCCAACGCUCGAGAGCGCCAUGUCGGAGCUACCCGGACAGCAGCAGGCUGGCAACGACCGAAUCGGGCCUGGUGGUGCAGCGCUUUCAAUGGCAGCGGCAGCUGAGGCGUUGAGUGAUUUUCAGCUUUACCAAAGACUGUACGAUCGCUAUCACAUUCAGUUAACGGAUCUACAGGUGCUGGUCUGUCACGCGAAGGAGCGCUGGACUACGGCUAGUCAGAAGGGAACGUCGAACCUACACGUGCUCGAUCGGUUCAGCAUCGUGCUUCAGGUCGAGCGGCGUGUUGUGUACACGAACGAUCCACAAUACCCGAGCCUUACACUAUCCGGUACGCUACCGAAACUGAACGCACACAUCAACGAGUACAAGGUAUCCUCGAUACUGACCCUUGCUAACAAGCUUACUCGUGCUGGGGGACCGACUAUGCAGACACCGGUUCCGCCGCCACAUCACGUCGAUGGUUCAACAGUGAAGGCGAAUGUCACGAAACUGGCUAACGAUGGGAUGAACGGCGAGGAAGAUACGACGAGUUCCGAGGGGUCGUCGGUGACGAACAUUGUCGUGUUUCAGUUCACCAUCGAUCAGAUGUCACUGGAGGUGCAAUCACGCGGCAGAAGUGUCGCCGAGUUGCAGGUAUCGGGCGUAAAGGCGGGCUACAGUCAGCGUCCGGAGGAUAUCAGCCUGACGCUAUCCGUGCAUGGACUCCUGCUGGUCGAUGCAAUGCAAUCGUUUGGUCAGGAUUUUGAGCUGCUAAUCGCCAGUCAUCGACAUGUCGGAAUGGACAGUCUCUCCGGAAGUCUGCUCCAAAGUGAACCAAGCUCACCAUGUUCACCCGCAUCACCUCCAGAUCCGAUGGCAGACUACAAUCGUCCAACUAGUCCGCUUACCAUAUCUAAAGCGUUAAACAAUCUGCAGCGAGCAAAUUCUCCCACAUGGAAUGCGGCAUGGUCGGCACUCGGCGAUCUAGAUGCACUAAUCACGGUGGAGAUCGUGUUCGUUACGGCCGAAAGGCCUGAAGAUCGGUUACAGGUGGCUAACAUACAGUUUAACAACUUGGAUAUCAUCGCCAAUCAAGAAACGAUCGUUGAAUUGCUUGGCUUCGUAAAGCGUGUUAUCCCACCUCCAGUACCUACGCCACCAGAACAAACCAAUGGUGGUACUUAUGUGCUCUAUGCUGCUGGUGAUAGUUGGCCACCUACUUCUCCGGAAACAUCACCGCACACCCCAAAACCAACAAACGACACUCGCCAACGACCAUCGGACACGGUUGACGCAGGUGAAGCACCGACGGAGGUGCCGAACCCGGUGCGUCUUGAGAUAACGUUCGACUUCCAUCGGUUGAAUGUGCUCGUGCUACGCGCGUUGAUUCGUGACAACUAUCUCGUUGGCCGUAAGGUGGGCACGUUCACGAUGUCAGAAGCGAAGAUUCAUGCCACGCUUGGAUCGGUUAUUACGGUCGAAGGUUCGUUAGGUGGGCUGCAAGUGUUGGAUCUUACACCCGAAGGUGUCAACCAUCAGCGCAUCCUUUCCGUUGGUAAAGAUCCGCUUACCGAGCCCAGACGCGGUCCAGCUUCUGAGGGCGAUGCAACGGCGGAUAGAGAUGGUGUUGCAGGGGAACCGGAUCUGAUGAAGUCGCUGGCACAGGAAGUGUAUGGUAUGAUGGGUGUAGGCGCUAAGCGCAGCUCUUCGCCAGGCAUCGAUCAGCAGCAGACGCUGCACGAAGAAAGGCAGGCCCUUUCGUUUCGUGUCUCGAAGGAUCUGAACGCCUGUAUCGAUAUCCGUGUGAAGAUGGCUUCGGUGUGGUUUAUACACUGUGCUCGAUUUAUGCAAGAGCUGAGCUGGUGUGCGACCGAGUUUAAGCAUUAUCUCAAGAACCUGGCCCGCUCGAUUAGGGAGAAGGCCACGGACAUGGCAUUGGGUCUCGUACAAUCACGGACGGAUUUGUCUGGAAGCCGGCCGGAGAGUAGCUACGCUUCUCCUAGACGCGUCCGGCGACAGCGAACGGUUUCCCUUUCCCGGACGCAGGACGUACUGCUCAACUCGGACUAUACGCUGAAGAUGGAUAUUACGUUAGAAACUCCAGUACUGAUACUGCCACGCAGCAGCAGCAGCCCUCAAGUGCUGGUCGCUCAUCUCGGGCGUAUCACAGUAAGCAAUACGCAGGAACAGACUGGGAACUCUAGCCCCCCGGAACGCAUCGUUAUCAACGUUUCAAACCCUCCGACGGUGCUGCUUGAGGAGGAAGGCUAUACCUUCGGUGGUCAGCGCUGGCGCGACGAUGAUGGAGCCGAUCGGACGUCGAUCGAUUGCAACCUAAGCGAUUUGGAUGGAAUCUUUGAACCACCGCUGGACGGAUCCACGGCUGGUAAUAGUGGCCGGAUACGGUUUGCCAAAGAGGACUCGACGGAAUUUAUUGAUAGUAUAGCGGCCGAUGGAGGAGUAGCAGCAGGUCGUCCAACAGGUGGUUCAACAGGAACGAUUGAUUUGGAUGUGUAUAGGAUUGACUUCCGGAACAUUAAUCUCUACUCACUCGAUACGACCAACCGGAAGGGAUUCCGCUUUGCUGGAUUACCGAGAGCGGAGGAUCUGUAUUCGUGCAAAAAGAACGCUAUCCCAAUCAUACACGAUACGAUCUUCAGUUUGGAGAUCUACCGUGAGCAGUGCGGUAGUGCUAGCGAUGGUGGCGAAUGUGAAGAUGGUAGCGACGGUUUUCGUAUUGUGGGUUGCGUCGUGAAACCCUUACGUUUGUCGCUCAAACGCCAGCAGUACGAGCAGCUUCUGGAGACGAUCGAUAAUUUGUUCAAGAUACCGAAAGACCUAGUACGGCCACCGAGCGAAGUACCGACGACACUGGAAAAGGUAACCGAACUGGCCGAGGAAUCAUCCUUCCACACCUUUCCGCUACCCUCGAAGGCACGCCAGGCACUGUUCUAUCAGGUCAGUCUCGACGAUCACCGUGCCCUGGGCGGUGCUGGUGGUGUUGGUGGUUCUUCCUCGUCUACGAUCGCUAUUCGGGUUCAUUUUGAGUUACCAGCGUUCAUUAUCCAGUUAAACGGUAAUCGGAACGAGGCACUGGUGCAAAUUUCGUUCCGCGAUUUCUGUGUUGAUUUCGAUAAGAGAACACAGUAUGAAACGCACAUCAAGAUAUCACUUCGUUCGCUGCUCAUGGAGGAUCUGCUGCAACCGGAUACGGCCAAAAACCGGUACAUGGUGGUGACGUCGGCGGAACGGGACUCGGCGACAGCGCGGCUUAACUGCUCUUCGUUCGCAUCACACUCGUGUCCCAAUUUGGUCGGUUUGCUGUUGGCCAACAUGGAAGGGUUACCUAACUCUUUACCGACUAAUCUGGAAGAUAAGACUGGAUUCGCCUUUUUGACCGCAAACAAAUCGCUCUGUCCAGAGACUCCACCCCCGACACCCUCGAUACGUAAGCCAAGCCCCGGGGGACGGUUGGAUCCGGAGGAAAAUCUCGUUAUCUACAGCUCGGUGCUGGUCGAUCCUGCGUGUUCAACGUUCGCCACGAAGUUCGGUUCGCUGCAGCAGUCCAGCUUUAUCGAUUUCAAUUCACUCGAUCUGAUCGUAUCGGUCGAGAGCUGGUUUGUGCUGCUGGACUUCUUCGGUCUGCUGUCGGAUUCGGAAUCGGACUCACCUUCGAGUGGUGAUAGAGCGAGUGGUUCAUCAUCGAAUCGAGCUGAUGCUGGACUAGCCACCGACGGCGCUUCAUCAAAAGGUAUCAAUCAACAGCAGCCCGUUGAACCGGCGACAGCAGCGAACACAAUCGGACAGUCGAAGCUUGAAAUUUCGGUUCGAUCUUUAAGUCUGGUGUUGGCCAAACCUACGUACGAGAUUGCAAAAGCGAACGUCUCGAACGCACAGCUCACCAUCUCGAAACGAGGCGUAGCGAAGCAGGUCGAGGGAAGCCUGGGGUCAAUCACACUCAGUGAUCUCACGCAGUAUGGCUCGCUGUAUCGAGAGAAGUUUAUGACGACCGGUACGGAAGCGCUGAGCUUUGUGUAUGUUCGUGAUACGGCUAAAGGAGGUAUGGCCACGGCAACCGGUCGUGGUCUGCAAAAGGAUGCCCAGCUAUCGAUCGAUAUGUCUUCGGUGCGGUACAUCCACACGAAGCGCUUCAUUGCGGAAAUUCAGCUUUUCUUCCGAGAGUUUUCCCAUCUCCAAACGCCAAUGAUGAGGAAAAUUAAACCUUCGGAUGCCCGAGCGUACCACAAUCAGCGACCGACACAACUUGGGCUGGCUAUCAAUGCAGGCGCACCGAUUAUACUGCUACCGAUGAGCUACAAUAGCGAACAUGUGAUCGUAGCAGAUUUGGGUGAGUUUAGGUUAACGAACGAGUUCCGUCUGAGUGCUGGCGAUCGUGAGGUGCUCGAUGUGAUGCACGUCAACCUCUUCCACACGGAUAUCUUCGCCGCUCGCAUGGAGGAGAAGCCGGAUGAACGGUUUAUUAGUGUACCGGCGGCAAUGGCGGGGGUAAAUACCUCCAGUGACGGUGCAUCAUCGUCGUCCGUAAUUGAUAUGCGUGGCUAUCGCUUGGUGAGGAAGGGAGCCUGUUUGCUGAAGGAGAAGUGUCACUUGAAGCUGGAGGUAGAACGGAACUUGGACUCGCUGACCAGUCAUUUCGUUCCGGAUAUAAGUGUACGUGGUACCCUGUCGAAGUUGGAUGCCCUGUUGGACUUGCAGCAAUAUCGCCUGAUACGUGGCUUUCUGUCGCACAAUCUCGGUGAAACGAUCGAUGAGCUCUACUUGCGUGCGUUCUCCAUUCCAAACAGCACGCUUACCCUGAACGCGACCGAUGCACUAGGAUCCGCUGCCGAUAGCAUCCUAGACGAGGUGUGGAAGAACCUUUCGAUCAAUCUCGAACUGUUGGAUGUGUCCGUCCGCUUGGUUCAAACGCUAGACGAUCCGCGUCAAACGGUGCAACCGUUAGCGUGUGUUAACUUUAUCAAAUCAAAGCUUCUAGUCGAUUGCUUCAGUGAUGGAGCACAAGAUAUCGAUUUGGUAUCGCAGGAGAUUCAGUUGAUCGAUACACGCUUCCUGACGGACGAAGGUACAAGCCCGAGGUGCGGUGAAGUACAAAACGUGUUUCCCAACAUUCUUCAGCCAAUCCGCGGCGAACCGGGGACGGAGUUGGUACAGGCGGAAAUUCAUAGCCGACGGCGCCGCGAGCUGACUAAAUUUACCAUUCUGUUGAACAACAUGCGUCUAAUGGCAAUACUGGAUUGGUUGGAGAACGCGCGGGAUUUUAUCUUGCAACAAGAGGAUCCACCGGCUCAACCAGCAGCGUUGCUGGUUGAUGACACAAACGUUAGUACGGCCGUCCCACGAAAUAGCCCCAACGAGGCACCACGGCGCAUGGCACCGACAGCCCCGGCCGAGGAGGGUCGCAUGGAACUAAAGCUUAACAUUACCGAUUCGGAGUUGGUGUUUGUGGAGAAAACGGAUCAGCAUGAUACGAAUGCCGUCAUUCUGAAGAGCACAACAGUCGUAUCGUAUCGUCCUUUCGAAGCGAACAAAACGCUUUCGAUCAAUUUGAACAAUCUGGAAGUGUUCUCGUGUAUCUUCGGGGCCGAAGAUCGGACCGCACUGUCGAUCAUUGAUCCCGUCACUAUCAAUAUGGAUGUGAAAAAGGGAGUUCUUGAGAUUCAAAUGCAGAAACAAUUGUGUAUUCGCUUGUCCUAUCACGAUGUGCGAAUGUUUCGGCAGAUGCUAGAAUCGCUUCCCGAACAGACGAAGAAUGCUCGGCAGCAGCUACACCAGCGCAAGGAUGGCAGUAGGAAGAGCUAUGCCAGAUCCGUUUCGGGCGAUUGCGGUAACGGUGGCUAUGAUGGGGAAAUGGUGAAUCUAAAAUCCGUCGAAAAGCUUGUCCACCUUGGGUUCAAGCGAGACGAUUGUCUACAAGCGCUGGAGCGAUGUAGCAAUCAGCUGGAUGAAGCGGCUCUCUGGUUAACGCAAAACAAGGAACCACGGCGGCACGACGAAUCCGGCCGCAUGCUGAGCCACAGCAGCAGUGUCGGAAGUGGCACAGACGGUGGUGCAGGUGGUGAAGGUGAUGGUUCUUUUAGGAUUAAUGCUAUCGAGCUAAAGUCUCCCUGCAUUUCGAUAUGCGUGAUUGACGAUUGUCGCGAUGCGGAUGUGCCACUGAUGGAGCUUUCGUUGAGCAAGCUCGAUCUACGGCAAGACGUUGGUCAAACGCGGUAUCGCACUGAUCAACAGCAACAACAGCAUACAGCGGUAGAAAACGCGAGACAAGCGCUAGCCAUCAGUGACGGUGUCGGUGAUGAUCCUCUCGGCGCUACGUUUUCCGGCUUCAACGCGGGCCGUAUAUCGGGAGUGUUUGCAAUCGAUUACUACAAUCGUGUGCUGAGCGGCUGGGAACCGAUGAUUGAACCUUGGAAGCUGGAAGCGAAAUGGGGUUACAGCCAACUGACGAUUGGUUCGGAACCACCGACCGGGGCAUCCGGAGGCAAUCGGUUGAAUAUGCGCGUGGAAAGCAACGAUACGCUGAGGCUAAACGUCACCAGCACACUGAUUGAGCUGAUAUCCAUGGUGAAGGACAAUUGGAUGCAGGAUCUGUAUUCGGAUACGACGACAACAACGAAGGGAAGUGAUAGUUCUCCCACAUCUGUUUCGCAGGCACAAUUGGUUGCAACGAGAGGCCAGCAAGCUCACUAUCGUCAACGGGCACCGUUCAUACCUUUCGCGAUCAAGAAUGACACUGGCGUACGUCUAUGGUACACAACGCUGAUCUCCUCGGAGCUCAUUUCCUCGCUUGGUCGUAGCUCCCUGAGCUCGAUGCCCAAUGUACCAGCGGAAGCUAACUGGACCCUGGUGGAACCGGGCUCGAUGGCGACUUUCUCAUACGGGACACGUAACAAGGCACGGCACCGGGAUAGCCAUAAGGUGAACCUGCACCAGAUAGCUGUACGCGUCGAGGGUUGGCAGGAGGUGGGACCGAUUUCAGUCGACCGUGUCGGGACAUACUUCCGCCAUGCGCGGCCAGACCUGUGUACCGUUUCCGAUUACUCGCAAAUUCCCCGUGCACGGAUCGUGUUCGGUGUGACGAUGGAAGGUUCGGCCCAGAAGCUGAUCACCGUCCGGUCGGCACUGAAGCUGAUUAACAAGCUCGAUCUGCCGGUACUCGUAAAGAUGGAACACUUGUUCGGUCAUCUCAACAUACGCCACUGGCCCGAUACCAAAACUGCCAUACUGCACUCGAACGAGCUGCUUCAUGUACCGUUGACGCAUGUCCAUGCGGUCCUCUACUUCCGACCGUUAGUUUCGAACGCUACCGUUGCCAGCGCGAUCCCUGGCGAUCAGCAGCUGGAGCAACAAUCUGCGUCAUCCCGUUCGGCUUCACCGGUGACGGCAUUAGCGACGAUGGGCAUCGGUGGUUCGCAGCAGAGCAAUUCAAGCGAUGGCUGGAGUCUACUGCAGCGGUUCGAUGUUCCGAAGAUGCUCGCUCAUAAUGGAUUUCAGUUUACCGAUCGCGGUGUGCAGUGGUCUGAUGCGAUCGAACCGGGCGAGAACUAUCAGGAGCUACGCAGUUGUCGUGGGCCACGGGAUAAAACCUGUAAGCUGUUACUGUCUAUCCGCAAGGAACCGUAUCCGGCGAAAGAGGUGAUUCAUCUACCGGGCCACGUGAUCACUAUUUGGCCCCCAUUGCGCAUUCACAAUCUGCUGCCCUGCGAUUUGCUCUAUCGGUUGCCAUCGGGCAGCCAGGGUCGGAUUUCAUCGUCGGAAACUGCACGCAUCACCGAGGUGGAUAUCGAACAGCAGAUCGUGCUGGAAGUAACGCUUGAUAGUUAUCCUAAUGCCGGUUUUGUAACAAUUCCUGCUGCUACGUACGGUACGGUUACUCAAGAUGUUCGUCUGUUCGAUGUAUGCAAACGCAUGCUGAAGCUAUCGGCCACGAUCGUGACGAUGCGGGGUCGCGGUGUACAGAUAUCGAUCGGUGCACCGUACUGGUUGGUUAAUCGAACCGGGCUUCCGCUCGUCUUUCGCCAGGAUGAUCUCGAUACCGAGUGUGCCGGGCAGUUUUCGGAGAAUGAACAAGCCCGUAUGAUCAGUCCGUUCAUGUUCGCCUUCAGCGAUCCGAGCUGUUCGGGUGCACUGACGAUGCGGCUGGGACGGCGUUAUGGCUCCAAUCUGCAGUGGUGUCAACCGUUCAAGCUGGAACAGAGCACUCAGCAUCGGCAGUUGAUGGGUGUGUCGGAAACGUUUAUCAUCGGAAUAGAGGUACGGCGUGCUCGAGGAAAGUAUGGUCAAACGUCGAUCGUGACGUUCUCGCCGCGCUAUCAGCUGUACAACCGCAGUAGUUACAAGCUGCAGGUGCUGCAGAAGUGUCUCGUCAGCAGCACGACCGUUUAUGAUCCUGCUGCCCGGUCAGCCUACAUCGAAGCCGUACCGGGUUGUCAUAUUCCCUUCCACUGGCCACGGUUAGAGCGCGAGCAUGAGCUAUGCGUACGAUUGCCCGAGGUACCCGAGUGCCUUUGGUCGGGCGGUAUACCGAUCAGUGGGACAGGGCUCAGCUUGUAUAUCAACAUCCGUAACAUGAACGGUGCCAUGCACUUCCUGCGUCUUGAAACGAUCCUGCAUGGCGCAACAUACUUCAUGGUGUUUAGUGAUGCGCAAGCGCUGCCACCGCCGAUCCGGUUGGAUAAUUACUCGCACGUACCGAUCAGCUUCCACCAACCGGUGACAUCUGCCGGUCGUUCCAUUUUUAAGACGAUCGUACGGCCUCACUCGUCGAUCGCUUACGUACUGGAUGAACCGACCGGACCACCAUACCUGCAGCUCGAGGCUCCCGGGGGUGAUUACUCCAAUUGUCGUCUGGAAGGUGGUUUCGAACCGUUCCGGUUGAUGUACGAAAACUUUAUCUACAUCGCGUUUGGGCAAACAUUCGAAUCAUCUGUGCCCUCGUACGCCGGUGACGGCGGUCGCUUCGAUGUACAAACGCUCCAGCUAGUGCUAGGUGUGGUCGAUGGAAGGGUGCUGCUGGUGCGCAAACAGGCCGGAGAUCGGUCCCAGCUGUGGCGCAUGAACAACGAAAAACAGUUGGAACACGAAGGCACAUCACCACCUAGUGAACCGGGCAAGAAACAACCGCGGUACGUGCUGGACCUCGAGAAACCGCCACAACCGAUGCAUCUGAUCGGGCUCGUCGUACGACCAGCAAAUCGGCAGCGAAAACUGACACAAACCUGGCGCUUCACCGAGGAUGGUCGGCUGAUGUGUGAACACUCUAACAUGUGCGUCCAGGCAAGGGGCGGAAUUUUUGGUUUGCGCGAAGGAUCGGAGGCUGUUCUGGGGAUGUGUGUAUCGGACACGAAGGUCGUGACCAAAUGUGGCGUACCGUUUGAGCAGGCGAUCGAACGGCAAAAGUUGCGCCCCGGUUCCGGAUGCCUCUCGGUGGCGUACCGAAUGGAUGGUCCGAUCAAAUCGAUUCAAAUUCGUGACGUCAAGGCCGGUAGUAUCGGACCGCUCACGUUGGAUGCGAGCUGGAAGCAUGUUUCUCACAUUUUUGCUAACGAAAGCAGCACCGAUCAUCAUGGGUCGUUUGAGGAACACCAUCAACAGCUGCAGCAGGAACUGCUGGGAUCGUCACCGCGGGCCAAGGCAUGGCUGGAACGAGCGCAGCGGAAUGAGGAGAUGGCGAAGCGUAAGGAGUCUUCCGUUAUGGCGUACCAUGUGCAGCUGAAGCUACGCAAAGGCAUUGGAUUAUCGCUCAUCUCGAACCAACCGUGCGAAGAGAUCGCCUACGUUACGCUCGAAAACAUCAACAUGGAGUGCAUACGAUCGCCAACAGUGAAUACACUUGACUUUAGUGUCGGUGAUAUGCAGAUAGACAAUCAACUGUUUGAAACGUCCUGUCCGAUCAUGCUUUACACCUUUGGUGGUAGUGGUGGUGGUGGUGCCGGUAGUGCGGAUUCGACUCAAAUGUCCUCGACGGUCAGUGGUAGAAGAACUUCGACUGGCAGCAAUUCCCCGUCAUCACUGCAGCUCAACGUACGGCAACUACCAAGCCCCAACACAAAUGCUGUCAUCUUCGAGCACUUUAUACUUAGUAUCCGACCAGUGGCGGUCUAUUUGGAAGAACGUUUAUUCCUACGAUUGGUUAAGUUCCUCGGGUUUGCUAAAACGACCGUCGAUCCGACGACCCUACCCGAUGAGACGGAUUACGAGGCGCAGAAGAUCAUCUACAAGGUGCUCGAUAGCAACGUGAAGCGGUACUACUUUGGUGAUCUGCGCAUCAUACCGAGCCAGAUCCGGCUAAGCUUCGUGACGGCGAGCAAGCUGACGCCCGAGUUUGCCGAGAUCAAGCGCAACCUGGGCUUCACGUUCAUCAAGUUCGAGGAUGCGGUCAUCAACUUCGAGCAGUUCGCACACAAGUAUCACUUCGAGACGCUCGACGCGUAUCUGAACGCGAUCCGAGUGCACUACAAGCAGGAGUUGAAGUGGCAGGCCGCUUCCAUCCUCGGUAGUGUCGAUUUCCUCGGAAAUCCGCUCGGUUUUGCGAACGAUCUUUCGGAGGGUUUCUCGAGUUUGUUACUCGAGGGAUCGAUCUCGUCGCUUGUGAAGAAUGUAACUCACGGUAUCUCGAACUCGACGGCCAAGCUAACGGAGACGAUUUCCGAUGGGUUGGGCCGUGUCGUGUUUGAUGAUGAGCACGUGGAACGGAGACAACGCAUUUUGGACGUUUCCGGCGGUGUUGGUAGUAGCAGCGGAACUACCGGUGAUCAUCUGGUGGCCGGAUUUAAGGGGUUCACAUUCGGACUGAUCGGUGGCGUGACGAGUAUUGUCAAGCACACCUACCAGGGGACGGCCAACGACGGGCUAUCCGGGUUCAUCACUGGUCUCGGUAAAGGGUUAGUCGGUACGGUAACGAAGCCCGUGAUCGGAGUGCUCGAUUUGGCCUCGGAAACGGCGAAUGCGGUUCGUGAGCAGAGCAAAGGCUCGAAUCGGAUUCUGCCCGAGCGCAAACGUUUACCACGGACGGUCACGGGUGCUCCGGGCGGGUUGUUACCGCCCUACUCGAACUUACAGAGCACCGGGCAGCACUAUCUGUUCCUGAUCAACAAGCGCAACUUCAGCGAACAAUUCAUGGCGUAUGAACCGUGUCUGCUCGACACGAAGGACUCCAAGAUGAGGCUGCUUGUGUCGGCCGAGAACGUGUGGGGCUUUUCGAAGAACGGGGAAACAACGAUGAUUGUGUUCCACUAUCCGAUGAGCGAGAUCAUCUCUUGCCACCCGGAAACGAUCACGGCGGGAAGUGGUGCAAGCGAGCAGGGUAGCUCCACGGCGACAAAAGGAUCUAGUCACCGGCGUACGAUCACUUACAUCGAGUUUUGCCUAUCGCUACCCUCCAAGUCCUCACUUACACCGAGUGCACCGGAAAUGGUGAAACGGCCACGUGUGCGCUGCCAGAACGAGGAGAUUGCAAAGAAAGUUUGCUAUUAUAUUAACUUUGCCAAGUGCAUCUACGAUGAGCGAGAGCAGACACUCAAUAUCAAUACUGUGAUUGAAUAGUAGUGCGGCCGGCCCUCCUUGGCUCGGGGGAACGCGUUGUGGUGGUGGUGCUGUGUACCGAAACCGAACGAUGGACCAAGGCCGGAGCCCACUGGUUGAGCAUGCCAAAGCAAUCUGAAUCAAAAAGCUAAUAGCUAAUAGUACCAGCAAUCCAAACACAUCACACUUAAGGAAUGUGGGGAAGGAAAGGGAAGCAAGGAACUGGAACCAAAAAGGGUGCCCUCUUCAUCCAACGGUUAUCUGCAACGACCUGUGGUGUUAUCAUUAAAUUUUGGAGCAAAUUACGUUAAGUUUAUCGUACUCUUGUUGGGAGCCGUUUCAUACGAUUGUUUUCUCUUUAAUUUUGUCAUCGGUUGGCGAAUGACUGUGUCUGGUGGAGGAUGGU
This is a messenger RNA of Anopheles darlingi, 15169 nucleotides long. RefSeq names its product intermembrane lipid transfer protein Vps13D (gene Vps13D). The record is from RefSeq and is a predicted model, not a curated record. Bases 703 to 14784 code for a protein of 4693 amino acids. Gene Ontology annotation, cellular component: extrinsic component of membrane. Gene Ontology annotation, molecular function: protein binding. Lineage: Eukaryota; Metazoa; Arthropoda; Insecta; Diptera; Culicidae. Gene Ontology annotation, biological process: protein retention in Golgi apparatus; protein targeting to vacuole; mitochondrion organization. The transcript is spliced from 11 exons.